AUGUAUCCCUCAAGGAUACUCCGAUCGCACCAAGGCGAGAAGCCGAACAUCACCGGCUUUGACAUCAGGAAGUUCGCGCACUCGGCUGGACAACCGAGAUACGAUCCCUGGGAGCGAGCCGACAAUCCGGCGGAAGCGUGGCGAUACACAGGCCAGUUCACGCGCUGGAACCGCUUCAAGAACGCCUUCCCCGGCCUGGGAAUAGCGACCGUGGCUUUCAUCGCUUACGUCGGAUACGAGAAGUUGUUCCUUAGCGACGACCACCACGGAGAUGGACAUGGCGAGGAGCACCAUUAA
This is a messenger RNA of Daldinia caldariorum, 297 nucleotides long. RefSeq lists its product as uncharacterized. Bases 1 to 297 code for a protein of 98 amino acids. NCBI's taxonomy places the organism in Eukaryota, Fungi, Ascomycota, Sordariomycetes, Xylariales, Hypoxylaceae. Gene Ontology annotation, biological process: electron transport chain; mitochondrial respiratory chain complex I assembly. The transcript has 4 exons. The record is from RefSeq and is a predicted model, not a curated record. Gene Ontology annotation, cellular component: mitochondrion.